GUCAAUGGCGGGGAGUGAAAGAUGGAUUUUUUCGAAAAAUCAGUUAUUGAACACUCCAAGUCGAAAAUGUGGUAUAGACGUGGACAAAGAAUUUUCCUACAGGCAACAGGCAGCUAAUUUUAUUCAAGAUAUGGGUCAAAGGCUUCAAGUUACACAGCUGUGUAUUAACACAGCAAUUGUCUAUAUGCAUCGUUUCUACAUGUUUCAUUCGUUUACAAAGUUUCAUCGGAAUGCAAUUGCAGCAUGUGCUUUGUUUUUGGCUGCAAAAGUAGAGGAACAACCUCGUAAAUUGGAGCAUGUCAUUAAAGUUGCUCAUAUGUGUCUCCAUCGAGAUGCUCCACCAUUGGAUACAAAAAGUGAGACGUAUAUGGAGCAAGCCCAUGAACUUGUCUGCAAUGAAAAUAUAUUACUACAAACAUUAGGUUUUGAGAUUGGAAUUGACCAUCCUCACACCUACGUAGUCAAAUGUUGCCAGCUGGUUAAAGCAAGCAAGGAUAUUGCCCAGACUUCCUACUUCUUGGCCACUGACAGGUUGUGUUUAAAUUACUAUCUAGUGUUUCUUGAUAUUUAGAGAUUUUUUCCAGACUUGUAGCUACCUCUAGUUCAUCAGCUACCUGCCCACUCAGUAUAGCUUUGUACAGUCUAGUGGGAUCCUAUUUUAAUGUUAUUUUCUGAUGUGUGACUUACUAGUGUAAGUACGUUUCAUUAAAAUACUAACAUUCCAAAAUCAAAACCACACUCAUGCUUCUAGAAGAAUAAUUAGCUAUAUUACUCUAAUAUUGAGUUUCAUUACUUGAUCAAGUUUUCUGUAUUGACAGUCAAAAGUAACUGGUUUGUAAUAUUUUGUCAAAAUAUUUAGAUGUAGUUUUUUAAGUAUUGUUUGUACUUGGACAUGUUCUGAAUUAUUUAUUGCAUUAAUAAAUUAUUUGUUAAAGUU
This is a messenger RNA of Limulus polyphemus (Atlantic horseshoe crab), 937 nucleotides long. RefSeq names its product cyclin-T2-like. The transcript is spliced from 6 exons. Gene Ontology annotation, biological process: positive regulation of DNA-templated transcription, elongation; regulation of transcription by RNA polymerase II. Gene Ontology annotation, molecular function: cyclin-dependent protein serine/threonine kinase activator activity. The record is from RefSeq and is a predicted model, not a curated record. Gene Ontology annotation, cellular component: cyclin/CDK positive transcription elongation factor complex; nucleus. NCBI's taxonomy places the organism in Eukaryota, Metazoa, Arthropoda, Merostomata, Xiphosura, Limulidae. The coding region runs from base 5 to 571 and encodes 188 amino acids.